Molecule: messenger RNA, 832 nt
Organism: Cervus elaphus (red deer)
Lineage: Eukaryota; Metazoa; Chordata; Mammalia; Artiodactyla; Cervidae
Product: basic proline-rich protein-like
Exons: 2
Coding region: 1-705 (234 amino acids)
Source: RefSeq, a predicted model, not a curated record
AUGUCCAUAUAUGGCGAUCUUUCCGAACGCCGGGCGCCCAUUGGCCCGCCCGAGAGGGGCACGUGGGGCCCCGAGCCCGGUCCCGCCCCCCGCCCGCACCGCCCCCAACCGCCCCGCCCGCGCUGCCCCCGGGCGCCGGAGACCCCCAGAAUGAGACCCCGCGCUGACUGGCGCGCGGGCGGGAUGGGUGGGCGCCCCCGGGGGGACUUCAGGAGUGGUCGCAGAGGAGGCCAGGGAGCUGACCUGGGCGCCCCGCCCCGGGACUGUCGCGCGCCGUGGGGGAGGGCCCGGCUGCACCCCGAAACUGCCUGGCCCGGGGCUGGGCGGCACCCGGAGCAGGGCCAUCAAGGCGGGUUCCCGGCACCGGGCUGGGGGAGGGGAGGGGAGGGUGGUGGUCCCGGCCGGCCUCCCUUGCGGCACUGUGGGCCCGGUGUUCCAGGGGAGUCUUGGGGAGCCGUGACUUCGACCCUGUCUGGAUGGGAAGGAGCCGAUCGUCCCCCACCGCAGCCACGACCGCGUAGGCCUCAGCGCCGGAGUUGGGGCACCGUGGUCCCUGACAGUACAGAGACUGGCCCGGUUCUACCACACCCAACGCAUCCUGCCCCUCAAAUCGCAGGCCCGAUUGUCCCCAGGCAGGGGCUCCACUCUGGGUUUGGGGUCACUCUGUUUCCUCUGGGGAGGGGGUGGAGCUUUGUUUCAUUUUAAUGACCUUUGAGCGUUGUAGGGAAACUGAGGCAGGGAAGAAGUCUUGACUGCCUAAACGGUCAACUCCCCCUCUAAACUUGAAGUUGGCACCCUCUCUUCUGUGUGUGUGUGUGUGUGCGCGCGCGCG